This is a messenger RNA of Galleria mellonella (greater wax moth), 4735 nucleotides long. RefSeq lists its product as uncharacterized. The transcript is spliced from 22 exons. Lineage: Eukaryota; Metazoa; Arthropoda; Insecta; Lepidoptera; Pyralidae. The coding region runs from base 340 to 4647 and encodes 1435 amino acids. The record is from RefSeq and is a predicted model, not a curated record.
UUCUUAUUUUUAAAUAAACUGAAAUGUAGACGGAUGGAUGGACCGAUUUCUUUUCGUCAAAAAUAAGUGCAUGUUGAUUAUUACACAUUUUGAAAAGAUAUAAACAGACUCAACUUCAAUACUGUCGGCUGUCUAUAUUUAAAGUUGAUUGAAUAUUUAUUCGUUAUUGUAAUACGUGUAAGUCAUAUUGCGGGAAUAUUGUGAUUAAAUAGUGCACUAUUCACUGGAUUUUAAUGUGUUGAACAAGUCUCAAGACUUUGAAGCCUGAAGAGUUUCAUUGUAGUGACAAUAGUUUAUGACAGUUUGAUGGUCAUAAACUAUCAAGUGUAGUGCCUCAAGAUGGAUCUUCCUGAUUGCCCUCCGGGGGCGGAAGGAUAUGAAGAUUCUGUUGUUGAAAUACCCAAGAGACCUGGAAUAGAUGAUAAUUGCACCAAGGCUGAGCAAGAGUUUCAACAACAUCUGAGCAGUUUGAAGAUCGAAGUAGAGGAUGGAAGCAAGCGGUGCAUGGUGGAAAGGCGCGGCCGCGAUGUAUCCGGCAAAUGGAUAUACUUGUGUUUCCCUUGCGCCGUCAUCUGCAGCGGCGAGUCGGUGUUACAGACUCAUUUAUCGGGAAAGAAGCACAAAAAUAAGCUGAUCAGUCAAAGAAAGCCCUGGCCAUUGUCUAUAUUUACUGAGCAUCCCUAUAUUCUAAAUGAAAAGGGUAUCAUCACCAAGCCUAUUGGAGUGAAGGACACAGUGAUGCAGAAGUUGACAGAUGAAAUCGAGCUCCAGAGUAAGAAUUUGUCAGAAUUAGAUAUGAAAUACAGCAAGUAUCGUGACGUGCGGUGUCAUAUACAGGAUACUCUUGAUAGUAUCAAGGUGCCGCUGCUAGGCGUUGAGUACCUGGUCGAGCACCCACCUGAGGAGGUCCACUACGAGCCGUCGUACAUGUGCACGUUGUGUUUCAAGCAGGGACACCCGCGCACCAUCGUCAACCAUCUCACUUGCUACAGCCACCGGUUCAACUAUAUCUCGCGUCACUUCUCCAAAGCGCAAUUGCUGUUGGACCGCUUUCGUGGACAAGCGAACUACCGCGAAGCUGUCUCAGUCAUACUCCACCGGCUAUCGCUCUGCAUUGAAGACAAGUACGGCAGAUUGAAGCCCGUCAACAUUGAUAAGGAGCUGUACGAGAAAGAGAAAGACCUUAUACAUCAAUGGAUAUUUAAAGGUGAACACAUAUCCGAGAAAUCUGGAUCCACUUUUGAGGAGGUUAUAGAUACUGACCUGAUCUAUUCUAUUGCUCAAGGAAAUCUAAAUAAAAAUAAUCUAAAUAAAAGAAAUUUCUGUAACAGAGACCCGUCACCACCCGUGGUUGCCGCCCCAACAAAGCCUCUAUAUCGUGGAGGGAAAGUCGCAGUACGUCGCGACGAAACCGAUCUCUCCGAUGUGAGCCCGCCGGAUGACGACCGACCCACACGUUUCCGAGGCAAGUACGACGCCUACGAGAAGUCUCGUUUUGAACCUUACUCGGAUCGGCGCCGCGACAAGCCCUCCCACUCGAGGAUGUCCCCGGAAAAGAAGCAAAGACCACCAAAUUAUGAAUAUAAAGUAAAAAUAACUUUGGACAUGCGUGAUAAAAUGGAGGACUCGGCAAAGAAAAUGCUCGCGUACCACGAGAAAAAUCCAGAGAAACAUCCACUCUACCCUGAGGAGUGGAAGAAGUUCUGGAACAGGCGUUACAAGGAAAUACAAGCCCAGGGCAAAGACCCAUCCAAACACGAUUUUAAACCUGAAUGGAUCGUAUACUGGACAGGUCGUAUGAAAGAAUUGCAUGAUGAAGAAUUGAAAAUUCAAGUACUCGAGCUGUACCGCAAAAUGUGUUUGACACCGCCUGAUAUGACUCGCUUGUCCCCUGAACCGCACAAGUCGCAAGAACGAAGAAGAUCACCGGACCUUAGGAAAAAGUCGCCUGAUCCUAGAAGGAGGUCACCUAAUAUGAGAAGGAAUUCGCCAGACCGCAGAAGAAGAUCGCCAGAUCCAAGAGGCCUCGAACCUCGGCGGAGAUCCCCUGAGCCGAGACGACGGUCACCGGAUUACCGUCGUGACCGCAGAACUCCGGAUUCACGUCGACCGUCGUUGAGGCGUUCUCCUGAACGACGCCGGUCGCCGUACACUCGCAGCCCUAUAUACAGAGGCCGUAGCCCCACCCACGGGCAUAUUCGCGUGGAGGAGUCCAGACGCGACCGGCGCAGCCGCAGCCCGCUGUCGCGUCGAGACUCGGUGAUGCCAUCGCGUAAUCGCAGCCCCACCGCGCGGCGCACGCACAUUAACUUAUCACCAUCCGAUGAUGAACAUAAAACAUCGCGUGCUCGGGCAGGCUCGUCGCGCCGCAGCCGCAGCCCGCUGUCGCGGCGCGACGACGCGGCGCCGCUGCGCAACCGCAGCCCCGCGCCGCGCCCCGACCUCGCGCCCUCCAUGCAGACCGUGCUCGUUUCCGACGACGAGCUCAAGCCAGACGACGGCAUAUCCCCGUGGAACUCCGAUAACGAUAUAGAUUCGAUAGGCUCGAUCCCGGAAGUGCGGUCGGUGCGACGGCGGUCCCGGGACGGCAGCGAGAUAUCGCGCUCGUCCCGCUCGCGGCACGCCGCCGCCGCGCCGCACGACCUCGGGCCCGCGGAGAAUGUGGUCGCUACCCUACGCAUGCUUGUCGCGCUCGAGGACUAUCUCGGCAGUCUCGGACCCAAAAUACUCGAUUUACUCACUGAAGCGCUUAAAAUGGAAAAGGAAAAUGCAAAUUCGUCAGAGGAUCUACUUGAUCGCGAAUCGGCUGUGGUACUAAUAGAGACGGCGAAGGAGAAGCUGAAGGGGGCGGCACAAGCGGGACUAGUAGCACCGGCAGCCGGUGCUGCCGUACGAACCGCUAUCGUCCGUACCGCGGCCACGCUACACGCCGCAGAUAAGCGCGCUCGUCGUAUCGCACAGCAAAAACCUGAAGUUAAAACAGCAGCUGUACCCGUAGCCGGUAUUGGGGAAGUGGACCGCGCCCAAAUAGCCCAGCAGAUGGCUGCCGCACUCAUUGCCCAGGGCAAAACCGAUGUCUCCUCAGAAGAACUAGCUCAGCUGGUCGAUGCGGUGGUAGGAAUGGCUGAAGCGAAAAAGAGGGAGUCCGAAAAGAAGUCUCAAAAUAUAGGUGCAGUUGAAAAGCCUAAAUAUUCACCAAACUUGCAGAGCGGAACUGCAUCCGCUUUACAAAUGUUGCAGUCUGCUUACGACGAGAACGAUAAAAAGGUCGAGAAAGAAGACGUGCCAGAUGCUAUGGAUGGGUUAUCAGAUUCGGAUCUAGAGACAUUGCUCAAAAACUUCAAUGAUCUUUCGGCGGAAGAACAACACAGUCUUAUAGCCUAUUUAAAGAAGUUGGAAGCACGAGAGCCUCAGCGCGUAGAAAGGUUGCGACAGUAUGUCAGCGCGGCUGCAGCCGUCGAAACCGUAGAGGAGGUUCCGAACAAGAACAACAAUGAUAAUAAGCCAGUCACUAUAGAGAGCGAUGAUGAUGACGAUUAUACAGUUGAAGAGAUAUUUAAGUCGGCGACUCAAAAAGUCAAGGAAGACCAAAUACGCCAAGAAAUGGAAAUCGUGAAAAAGUCUAUUGAGGAAUCAAACGAACCAGUUCAAGAUAAAUCUUCCGCGUCAAUUGCAGAUCUUACGAAGAAUAUGUCUUCCGCUGCUAAUCUUUUAGCAUUGGUUCAGGCGAGUAUACAAUCUACUGCUGCGGCGGCGCCGUCAAUUACAUCGCAUGCUGAGGAUGUUGUUUCCAGUAGUCAACAACCUAGAUCAUUUGGAGAUGUAUCCGAGGUUCCCUUGGCAUCAUCCGAGUCUAAUUCAGUUGUACAACAGCCUGUUCCACAAAGCAGUGUUGGGAGGCCCUUGUCUAACUUAUUGCGUGAUCUCGUUAGUUCAUCUACCUCUAAUGAAUCUCAGAAUGAUUCAUGGAACAGUAGGUCUAUGCAAGAUGGUAGAAGUCCUAUAAUGCAAGAUAAUAGAGGUCCUAUGAUGCAAGAUAAUAGAGGUCCUAUGAUGCAAGAUAGAGGUCUUAUUAAUCAAGAUGAUAGAGGGCCUAUGAUGCAAGAUAGAGGUCUUAUGAAUGAAGAUAGAGGUCUUAUGAUGCAAGAUAUAGGACCUAUGAUACAAGAUAGAGGUCCUAUAAUGCAAGAUAGAGAUUUUAUGAAUGAAGAUAGAGGUUCUAUGAAUGAAGAUAGAGGCUCUAUGAUGCAAGAUAGAGGUCCAAUGAUACAUGAUAGAGGUCCUAUGAUGCAAGGUAAUAGAGGUCCCAAUAUGCAAGAUCCUAGGGGUCUUAUGAUGCAAGAUAAUAGAGGUCUUCUGAUGCAAAAUAAUAGAGGUAAUUUCGGACAAGAUAAAAGAGGUCCUAUGAUGCAAGGUAACAGAGGACCUAUAAUGCACGAUAAUAGAGGUCCUCUAAUUAGAGGAGGAUCUGGAUAUGGUAACUUUGAUACAGAACCUAGUUAUAAUCAAGGGCCACCUAGAGGUAAUUUUAAUAAUGGUAUAAUGCAAGACAAUUAUGACUUACAGUUUGGCGAGCAGCAGAAUAAUUUUAGGGGCAGAGGAGGAGGCAGAGGUCCCAGGAGAGGCCGCGGCAGGGGUUACUACUAAUUUCGUAUUUUUUUUUGUGACAUGAAGUGGAACGUCGUAAUUGUGUAGUGUGUUAAGAAACUCAAUAAAUUAAUUAUUGUAAUACAAG